This is a messenger RNA of Pocillopora verrucosa, 2739 nucleotides long. Its product is annotated as cAMP-dependent protein kinase catalytic subunit PRKX. Gene Ontology annotation, biological process: signal transduction; peptidyl-serine phosphorylation. Gene Ontology annotation, molecular function: cAMP-dependent protein kinase activity; ATP binding. Gene Ontology annotation, cellular component: cytosol; cAMP-dependent protein kinase complex. Lineage: Eukaryota; Metazoa; Cnidaria; Anthozoa; Scleractinia; Pocilloporidae. The record is from RefSeq and is a predicted model, not a curated record.
ACGAAUUAUAUCAAAUUAUCAUUCGAUAAUUUAAAUUUCACUUAGCGUUUUUGCCUUCUCUGUAUUGAGGUACCGCUCAAAAGAAAGGAGGUCUCUGGGGGAAGUUUGAUAACGAUCUAUUUUAUCUAAUUUAGAGGAAACGUUCAGAGACACUUAGACCCAUCAGCUGUCAAUCAACCAAGCACAAUAAACAAACCCAGUGCGAGUAAAUAACACGCGCUUGAUUUGUUUAUUCGCCUGAUUCUUCACGGAUGAGCGAUCCCUGUCGACUAUCAGCAUUCCAUCACAGGCGGACCGCCAGCCCUUCGACAAUCGCACCUCCACAUUCUCGAUCGAAGAUGUUCGCGUUUAAUUUCAGUUUCUCCUUGGCAAUGAGGGACAUACUUUCAUCAGAGGAGUAAAGUGCGAAGAUAUCAAUGCGUUCUUUCGUCCACGAUCAGUCUAUUUAAUACAUUUAGCGCCAUUCGUCGCAAUUUAAUAUGGCAAGCAGUAAUAAUGCUUCCAAGAAGAAAGACAAACGAACGACUCUGCUCGACUUCGACUUGUCAACAACUUUAGGAACGGGGACGUUUGGAAGAGUGUUACUUUGCCGAGACCGAAGGUCUGGCGAGUAUCAUGCCUUAAAAAUAAUGAAUAUACGAGAAGUGAUCAGACUUAAACAAGUUGAACACGUCCAAAACGAGAAGAAUAUUUUGUCGAAGAUCGAGCACCCAUUCAUCGUCAAUUUAUUAUGGACAUAUCAUGACAACACAUUCUUGUACAUGCUCCUGGAGUAUGCUUGUGGUGGAGAACUUUUCACAUAUUUGCGUACAGCAGGAAGGUUUAAUAAUGGCACAGGGUUAUUCUUUGGAGCAGAAAUAGUCUCUGCCCUAGACUAUCUCCACCAAAAUAGCAUAGUGUAUCGUGAUCUCAAGCCAGAAAAUAUUCUCCUAGAUAGAGAAGGACAUGUCAAACUUACAGAUUUUGGCUUUGCAAAAGAGGUUCAUGACAAGACUUGGACUCUUUGUGGUACCCCAGAAUAUCUUGCUCCAGAAAUAAUUCAGAGCAAAGGACACAACAAAGCAGUUGAUUGGUGGGCCUUAGGAAUUCUCAUUUAUGAAAUGCUUGUUGGGUAUCCCCCAUUUUUUGAUGACAACCCAUUUGGCAUCUAUGAGAAGAUACUAUCAGGAAAGGUAGAGUGGCCAAAACACAUGGAAACUACGGCAGCAAAAGACUUGAUUAAAAAGUUAUUAGUCCAUGACAGAACAAGAAGAUUGGGAAGUAUGAAGAAUGGAACAGAAGAUGUGAAGAGUCACAAAUGGUUCAAAGUGAUAGAUUGGAAUUUAGUUUAUCAAAGAAAGCUCAAGGCUCCCAUUAUACCUAAGCUAUCUCAUCCAGGGGACACUAGGAAUUUUGAUGAUUACCCAGAGGAAAACUGGAGAUCAGCCCCACCUCUUAGUGGCAAGCUUCUGGAGCCGUUUAAAGAUUUUUAAUCGCAGAGAUUUCACGUGUUUUAGUCAACCAGUUAAUUAUGGCCGGAUUUAACGAGUGAUCUGGUGCAAGUCAAGAAGAAUUGUUUUCACUCAAAGUAUUUCACAGAAUUCGCUUUCGCCAGGAUCCCACUGAAUUGUUAUUUUAUUUAUUCAUGGAUAAGUUGUUACCUGUAGACAAUAGCGUGUACUUAUUUUUUAGACAUUCAAAAUGACACUUCCAAAUGUGAAUCAAAGCAACCGUCUGCUGUUUUAAGAUUGUAAUUAGCUAAAUUUAACAUUGUUGUGGAGAGGGUAAAUGGAAAAACUAUUUUAAGCAUAUCUUUAAUUAGUUUGAUAUAUUAUUGUUUUAAACUUUUUCUUUCAUGUUUCUAGUUUUUAUUUCUUAAGCCUCGUUGUGAUAUCGCCAUAGAAUACAUGUAAUUCAAAGCUACUUUUAUUUGAAAUUAAUUGUAGCUGAUCGAUGGUUUACACGUAAAGGGUAGGACUAAAUAAUUUGUAAGGAUUUAUCUUUGAUAAUUAAGCCUAUGAAAGGGAAGAAUAAUUAUUUCGUACAUUGUUCGUGUGGCCUUUUUGGAUUCUUUGCAGUGAUUUUGCUGCCCUAUAGAAAAACCAUGAAUUCUGGCAUGCUGAUAAAAAGUUCCUGCUGAAAUUUUUAGUUUGAUCUUUUUAUUGCAAAGAAGAUAGCGGCUCUGUGUAUUUGGGAAUGAUGGAAAAUUUUCAGCUUCCUGCAGUUUGUUUGCAAGAAAAAAAAAAUGGAUCACUGAAGUGAGAGAAAGAAUGUUCACACGACGAACUUAAAGCAUGAGAGAAAAAAAAUGGUCUGAAUUUUUUUCACACGUUUGUUACCAGUUUACAAAUAUAAAAUGAUCCAUUUCCAAAAGAGUUGAUGGUGUUAUUCUUUGAGAUCUCAUAAGAGGCCGCACGAAUCUCAUUAAAUAGAAGUGAUCCUAACCGAAAGCGGCAAGAAGCCUCAUUACUUAUCGUUCCUACCAAACCGCCGUUGGUUUGGCUCCGGUCUUUCUCCGGGCGGUUUUCCCAUUCUGUUCGUUCAUUCAACCUCACUAAACAAACCGCCUGACACUUAAUCUGCUCCGGAUUUAGCAACUUUCCGGUCAUGAAUUACCUAAGAUGAGGCUAUUUUUGUAUGCGAAUUAAAAGUUAACAUGUAGAAAAACACGGGUAUAGAGAGUCAAAUAGAGUAAAAUUUUUGUAAAAUGACUGUGAACAGCCUACUUCAGAAUUUUGAAAUAAAAUGUCAUGUACUGUG